UCAACAGGUCUGCCUGUGGAUCUACUGAAAGCGACGCUACUACUCCAUUCUGAUCUGAGUUCGCGUCCCUCCCAAAAGUUCCAUAUGAGGGGGCAGCAGCCAGCCGGCCGAUUGUCCGCAGCUCCCCGGGGAUGAGUCACCCUCCGUCUGCCACUGCUACUUGCGUGCUGGGCUCUCUCUGGGACGAUACUGCAGUAGACACACCGUCACCGACCGACUCGGGAUUUGUUUUUGUCGGAGUGUGAUCCAUGGCGAGUGUGUGUGUCUGUAUGUAGGCGGUAGCCUACGGCGCCACGCACGCCGGGCUAGACCCAUGCGCGUAACCGGGUGAUUUCUCUUCAAUCCCCGCACGCGGUGGGAUUUUCGGUGGGAUGGCGUACAGCUGAGGGAAACCGGGAUCUCGUUAUGCAUCGAUAUGGAUCGCCACCACGCAGCUGGCUCGGGCUACGCUUACGUCUGGGUGAGAAGCCACUGCCAGAGGAUAAGGGAGGAGCCAUCCAGUGUCAGCACCCUUCAUGCCCCACCCCUAGACCCGCCUCCAAGGUGUGCCACCACGCCGCGUGUCAGGAGUUAAGGGGCGGAGCUCCGCUGCACCUGUGUGAGUCAUGUGACUCCCGCUGUCACCCGGUUGCCCCUGACAACAACAUGCUCUGUGACCGACACCCUCGCUUCGACCUGCAGCCUCAAGGUUCCAUCCUGGCCCGUAACGUGUCUGUGCGCUCCUGCCCUCCCCGCACGGGACACAGCCCCCCCUCAGACAUGGAGGACCCAGAAGACUGGACCGCAGACAUGGGGGAUCGUAAGAGUGGAGGGAUGAAGCUUGUCAAGAAGAAGCCGCGACGGAGACACACAGACGAUCCCAGUAAGGAGUGUUUCACUCUGAAGUUUGACCUGAAUGUGGAUGUUGACAUGGAGGUGGUUCCAGCCGUGAAGAAGAAAACACUCAGGGAGGUGUUGACCCCUGUGUUUGAGGCGAGGGGUAUUGAGUUGUGUCAGGUGGAGCUGCUCCUGGAUCAGUCCAAUACGCCGCUCUCUCUCGCCUUCGAGGCCUACAGGUUUGGAGGACAUGACCUGAGAGUCAGAGCGCGAGCGGGGGAGGAGUUGAAGUUGGAGCAUACCCUGAAGGAUCCGCGCUCUCUCUCACUCCCCAUCCUGCGCUCUACUGCCCCCACUGGUACUGGAGGACAACGACCAGAACACCGAUCACUAGGGCGCAAGGACUCACAAGACAUACUGGGACAGACUCGGCGGCGUAAGAACAUGGCGGAGUUCCUGGGUGACUCCAUGACCCCGCCCCCUGAGACGCCCCCUCUGAGUGCAUCGCUGCCUCCCAUUGGUGGAGGAGAGAGGUGGAAGAACAAAGCGGCCAAUCGCUUCAGCGUAUUCUUUAGCUCCGGCUCCACUAACGGGGCCCCCGGGAAGGAGUUGGACCGUGUGGAGCAGCUUCAGAGUAAACUCCAGUCGUACACGCGCUUCGGAUUACCCAGAAUUCCUCAGCAGCUGUGUUUCUAUAGAGACGCCUGGGGGGAGGAGGAGCCAGACAUGGAGAUGGAGGAGAGCUGGACACAACUACUGGACACGCCAGAGGCUUUGAGCAGGAGGCAGGUACAUCAGCAGGAGGCCAUUUGGGAGCUACUGCAGACGGAAGCGGCCUACAUCAAGAAACUACACGUCAUCACAGACUUGUUCCUGAGUGCCUUAUUAAACCUCCAGGAGAGCGGUCUGCUGUGUGAGGUGGAGGCGUCUCGGCUCUUCAGUAAUGUCCAGGAGCUGCUGCACCUCCACAACUCCCUCUGGACGGAGGUCAUGCUCCCCGCACUACAGACCGCUCGCAACACACGCACAUCACUCGACCCCACACUGCUCUACGAGGGCUUCAUCACGUUUGGCUACAGGUUUAAGCCCUACAUCCGUUACUGUAUGGAGGAAGAGGCCUGUAUGGAGUACAUGCGCAGCCUGGUCAAAGAAAACGAACUGUUCAGGAUAUACGUCACUUGGGCGGAGACCCAUAAGCAGUGUUCUCGUCUGAAGUUGACGGACAUGUUGGCUAAGCCUCAUCAGCGCCUCACCAAGUAUCCCCUGCUGCUCAAGAGCGUCCUCAAGAGGACAGACGACGCCAGCGCACGCGAUGCACUCAGCAGGAUGGUGUUGUCAGUAGAGGGCUUCAUCAACGGUGUGGAUGGCCAGAUGAGGCAGAGAGAGGAGAGGCUGAGGCUGGAGGCCAUCGCAGCCCGCAUAGAGGCCUACGAACCAGUGGAGGCAGGAUCAGAGGAGGUGGACAAGAUCCUGCGUGAGUUUAACCAGUUUGACCUGAUGUCCCCGGUGUUGGGGGCCCCCCCUGAGGAGACCAGGCAGCUGUACCUGGAGGGACCGCUACGCAUGAAGGAGGGCAAGGAUAGCAGGGUGGAUGUCUACUGUUUCCUCUUUACUGAUCUCUUCCUGGUAACGCGGGCUGUGAAGCGAGAGCGUGUGCGUGUGCUGCGAGCUCCGCUGCUUCUCCACCGGCUGGUGUGUCGCGAGCUGCGAGAUGCCGGAACGUUCCUGCUGCUGCCCCUGAACGAGCUGAUGCUGCCCACGCACGCAUACACCUUCACCGCACACACACACACCCAGGGCAAGAGCUGGCUGGAGGCCAUCACUAACGUACAGAGCCAGUACCAGAGGCUGCGCGACGAGGCCAGCGAGCGACAGCGUUUGAUUGGGCGAGGCCGAAGGAGAGAGGAAGAGGAAAUGGAGGAAGAGGAAGAGGAGGGGACAGAGAGCAGCAUCAGCACCUCAAGCUCCCCAUCACUACCGCACAGGGAUCUCAACAGCCAAUCAGAGGGCUCGACUGAGACUCUCUCGGUGGUGGCCAUGGACGACUCGGACGCCGUCGACUCUCCGUAUCCCGCAGUGACAGAGAAGGUGGGGCCUGAUGAGGCUCCGUUGGGUUCUGGUUGGCCAAUCUCUAAAGGGGAGGAGCCUGUGGUGGCGGAGGAGGAGGACCCCGAGAGUCGCUCGCUCUCAUUGGACAGUGCCUACGGAACCCUGUCGCCCCAAUCGCUGGCUACGCUGGAGCUCAGGGCGGGGCUAGAGCAGGCCGGUCUCAUGUUGGCCAAUCAGAGCGAAGGGGAGGAGACGGAGGCGGAGUUUGAGGAGGAGGUGUUUGAGGAAGAGGAGGAGGAAGAGGAAGAAGGAGAGGGGUCGACAUGGAACGGCUCCCAGGUGACGGUUACCGAGACGACCUAUGUGGAAGAGACGGGACCUGAGACUCCCAAGAUGGCCGCCGCAGGCCCGUUAUUACGGCGACGCCCCCCAGUAGUACACAGCUCUCGCCCCGCCCACCGCUCGCGCUCAGAAGACGACCUGCGUAGCCAUAGCAACCACCCCUCCUCCCAUUCUAGACCCACCCUCUUCUCCAGGCAAGCCUCCCGCAGUGCAGACCUCCUGCUCUCCGAUAGGUCCAGGCCGGCAGAGCUGCUCCUCACCGAUUGGCCAGGGCCAGCGGAGAACCUCCUAUCAGGAGAGGAGAUGGCUGGGCUGAGGGGCGUGUCUCUAGCGUUGGCCGGCCCCCUUCUCCGGGCUCAGGGAAGACAGAAUCGAACCCUCAGCUGCCCAAGUGCAGGACAUGAGGAUGAUGAUGAGGAGGAGCAGCUCUAUGAGGAGGAGGAGGAAGAGGUGGAGUAUGAGGAAGAUGAGGAGCUGAGGACACCUACUGGUGUGGAAGAGAAUAGCAGCAGCAGCAGCAGCAACGUCAGGUCAGCUCAACAGCAGAAGAAGAAACUCACCAGUGCCCAACUGCAGAGGCUGCGCUCACGCAUGGUGCUAAACUCAACACUCACCGCCUCGGAGGUGUAGCGUUCCAUCAGCCCAGGGGGAGAAUCACCAUGAGCUGGUCUUCUGGUGGAACCCUCCUCACAUCAGGCCCUGUCGUCAUGACGAUGGAGCCAUCGCCUACGGUAGCAUAGCAACAGCAACGCGGCAACCUCCCAGCCUCAGCACCCACCCUCUGGACUCUCUUGUUGUUGAUGGACUUAAUUAACACCACCUUCACACACACAUACAUGUCGUACACAUA
Molecule: messenger RNA, 4057 nt
Organism: Engraulis encrasicolus (European anchovy)
Lineage: Eukaryota; Metazoa; Chordata; Actinopteri; Clupeiformes; Engraulidae
Gene: plekhg5a
Product: pleckstrin homology domain containing, family G (with RhoGef domain) member 5a
Exons: 22
Coding region: 406-3837 (1143 amino acids)
Biological process (GO): endothelial cell migration; Rho protein signal transduction
Cellular component (GO): axon; endocytic vesicle; plasma membrane
Molecular function (GO): guanyl-nucleotide exchange factor activity
Source: RefSeq, a predicted model, not a curated record